Messenger RNA from Nycticebus coucang (slow loris), 3805 nucleotides. RefSeq names its product ELOVL fatty acid elongase 7 (gene ELOVL7). The transcript has 9 exons. Bases 190 to 1035 code for a protein of 281 amino acids. NCBI's taxonomy places the organism in Eukaryota, Metazoa, Chordata, Mammalia, Primates, Lorisidae. Gene Ontology annotation, molecular function: fatty acid elongase activity. Gene Ontology annotation, biological process: fatty acid elongation, saturated fatty acid; fatty acid elongation, monounsaturated fatty acid; very long-chain fatty acid biosynthetic process. The record is from RefSeq and is a predicted model, not a curated record. Gene Ontology annotation, cellular component: endoplasmic reticulum; endoplasmic reticulum membrane.
GCGGCCUCCUCGCCCUUGCAGCUCAGUCGGCGGCCGGGACGGCAGGGGCCGCUGUGAGGAGCUCCGCGCUCGCGCCGCCGCCCUCGCUCCGCGGGCGCCCAGCGCUUCUGCUCCGCUCCCCGCGCGGAAGGAAACAACGCUCCUGGAAGAGACAAGAACCCAUUAAAAGAGCCAGUAAUCCUGUAGAAGAUGGCCUUCAGCGAUCUUACAUCAAGGACUGUACGUCUCUAUGAUAAUUGGAUCAAAGAUGCUGAUCCAAGAGUGGAAGAUUGGCUCCUCAUGUCCUCACCUCUGCCACAAACCAUCAUCUUGGGACUCUAUGUCUAUUUUGUCACUUCUCUGGGACCAAAGCUCAUGGAGAAUCGAAAACCCUUUGAACUCAAGAAAGCAAUGAUAACGUACAAUUUUUUCAUAGUACUUUUUUCUGUGUAUAUGUGUUAUGAGUUUGUGAUGUCUGGCUGGGGUACAGGUUAUUCAUUUCGAUGUGAAAUUGUUGACUAUUCACGGUCCCCCACAGCUUUGAGGAUGGCACGGACCUGCUGGCUUUAUUACUUCUCAAAAUUUAUCGAGCUAUUAGAUACUGUCUUUUUUGUUCUACGUAAGAAAAAUAGCCAAGUGACUUUCCUUCACGUCUUCCAUCAUACUAUCAUGCCUUGGACCUGGUGGUUUGGAGUCAAAUUUGCUGCAGGUGGUUUGGGAACAUUCCAUGCCUUUCUGAACACAGCUGUCCAUGUAGUCAUGUAUACCUACUAUGGGCUUUGUGCAUUGGGACCUGCCUACCAGAAGUAUUUAUGGUGGAAAAAAUACUUGACAUCAUUACAGCUUGUCCAGUUUGUUAUUGUCACCAUCCACAUAGGCCAAUUCUUUUUCAUGGAGGAUUGCAAGUACCAGUUCCCAGUCUUUCUGUACAUCAUUAUGAGUUAUGGGUGCAUCUUUCUGCUGCUCUUUCUUCAUUUUUGGUACCGUGCUUACACCAAAGGUCAGAGACUGCCCAAAACUGUGAAAAACAGAAACAGCAAAAACAAAGAUCACUGAAAUAAAAGCACAAUAUGAAUCUAUGAUCGAGACUGAUAUGUCGUCUUCCAUGACAAUCAAGAGAUACUUACCUAUGCAGUGCUUUUUGUAUAUUUUUCAAAACUAAGAGCUUGUAUUUUUAUGAUAAGUUAUUGAGCUUUCUGAUAUUUGAGAGUCUAAAGCUCCCAGAUAAGUCUUCUGAUGAUUAGAGCCUGAAGUUUUUUAGCUGCUUUCAAACCUAAUCUGAAAGUUUUGUUUAAUACAUUUUGUUACAGUGAAAGGAAGAUGUGAAGCAGUCCAGUACUCUUCAAGGAAGUCUGGUAUAGAGGAAAAAUAUUAUUUUGAGCAUGGACAGAGAUCCAUCUGUGGGCUCUGGCUUUGCCAUUUGUGACUAUAUUCAGAAGAUGCUCUAUUUACUCUAGAGUUAAAUUCCCAUUCUAAAGAACUAACAUAGGUGAACAUUAGGUGAAUUUUUGAUAAUUGUCAUUUCAAAUCACUAAUGAUAAUUUUUGUUGAAUCUUUUGAGUAGCCACCACCCAUUUUGCUGUUAAGACUUACCUUUUGUGGUACAUAAAACACUUUAGUUGUAUACACUGUUUCAAAGUAACGAUACUUUCAGUGAAACCUUAAUGUUAAUAUCAUUUUGAAAAUAAGGCGAUUUGUUUUGAUAGGUUCACCAAACAUUUUGCUUUUGCUAUUACAAUUUUAUCAUGAACUUCGAUCUCUGGAAAGAGGUGAAUUUGUUAAUGAAAAAAGUACUGUGUUGUUUGGUUAUCUACAAAUCUGUUAUUUGUUUUAUUAUAAUAUUUUCUCACGUUGCCAUGGCUUACAGUGUUAUCUUGUUUAGAUAUAUAUUGGCUAACUUUCUAAAUGUUCAUAUCAUUAGAACACUGCAGGUACCCUAAAUCAUAAAUAAUUGUAGAUAACCUAUUAUACACAAUUUUCAGAUGUCAGAGUGCCUUGUGAAGCCAGUGGAAGGUAAUGGUGGUACAGAAAAUAUCCGGGCAAGAUUCCAUUAUGUAAGUAAGGGCUGUUCCACUUUGAGAGAGAAACAGACUACAUAACAGUUACAGAUUAUAUAGUUAGUAUUAUAGAUACAUUGCAUGAAAAAGUAUUUUCUGGAAUGUCAAUUAAUUAACAACCUAGAUUUCAUUUUUUCAGACCUAUAAACCAUACAUAAUGAAGGACUGAACUGAAAUUUUUGUUUCUUUAAAAUUCCUAGUUACUAAAAUUCUCUUGUUCUUAAUAUUUUCUUGUCAGAAAACUACUCUAUUGACAAAACUACUGGUCAAUAGAGUUUGUCCAGGAAAUAAUAAUAUUUGGACAUUUGUGAAUUUUUUUCUUGUUUUAUUUAUACGCAAAUUUAAAAGACUGCUUAUGUUUGUAAGACUUUAAACAAUUAGUACUUAAGGUCCCAGUUAUUGUGUAACACACAGGGAUACUUAUUGUAUAGCAAAACCUAAACUUUACUCAAUAUCAUGGCCUUUUAUCCUCACAGUUACCAGAUUUAUGUACAUGUAUUUGCCUUUAAGUGACCUUUUGUGAUUUCACUUGCUUACAGUAUGAGAAGACGAGGGUUGAUAAGUGAGAGAAAUUUCAUGGUUUUUAGUGAAGAAUAAAGAACAGGAGAGCAGAGCUAAAAGAAACAACUGCUUUAAUUUAUUUCACUGUAAACAUCUCAGAAUUCCUUAAAUGUUUUUCAGUUUUGCAUCUUCAUAUCCAACCUGUGCUAAAAUGAGAGCCUAUGGUAGGUGCUAUUGUACAUUACGUAAUUGUCUUUUUUUUUUUUUUGAGACAGACUCACUUUGUUGCCCUCAGUAGAGUGCUGUCUAGCUCACAGCAACCUCAAACUCUUGGGCUCAAGUGGUCUCGUUGCUUCAGCCUCCCAAGUAGCUGGAACUGCAAGGGCCCACAACAACGCCCGGCUUUUUUUAGCGAUGGGGUCUCACUCUGGCUCAGGCUGGUCUCGAACUCCUGAGCUCAAGAGAUCCACCCGCCUCAGCCUCCCAGAGUGCUAGAAUUAUCAGUGUGAGCCACUGCGCCCAGCAGCAUAACAUAAUUAAAAAAAAAUUACAAAUGGGGUAAAGACCAAAAGGAGGGAGGUAAUAAUGAAAGAUAAAACCAGAGAGUCUGAUUUAUUUCUUACAUGCUUUCUGACCUGCAUCAUACAACCUCCUUAACUUUUCUGUAGUCUUUACAAUGUUUGACUUGCCUAUGAACUAAUACUUGAUAAAACCACAUUCUCAAUUAUAUGAACAGAAUGUUACAACAACAACCAAAAAAUCACAGCUAGCAGGAGUAUACUCCAUAUAAACAUCAAAAUGAAUGUCACUGGAUAUAAACAUCAGUAGAUCAAAAUGAAUGUCUGGAUAUAGAAUUUGUAUGGGCAAUAUUUUAUUAAAAGGAUUCCGUGUUUUCUCAGUUUCUGCUGGGGUUUCAUCUCACUUUUCAGGACUUUAUUGCCUAAAAAUUUGCUUACCUAACAAAAAUCCCAGUUAUAAAAUCUAGUUUAUUACACAAAGCUAUAUGAAUCCUUGAGGAUCUGUAUCUAUAAUGUAAAUAAAUACAAAUAUAGGUUUUUAAAUAUCUAUGGGACAUUGCCAUUUUACAGUCUUAAUUCUUAUUAAAUAGAACUUUUGAGUAUACUACAUUCUUAGAUAAAUUACAAAAUUAUGAGCUAUAUUCUCUCCAUUAUCCCUCAUUUCUGUUAACUUUUUAAAGACUGGAAAACUCUGUGACUGUUGUCAAAGUGUGGCUUUGUUUUUCUCUGUGUAUUACAAUAAAUUUGUGG